AUGAGGUGGGAGAGGUGGGUGAGCCGACUGAGCCGAGUGAGGCGGGUGACCGUGCGCUGCAUCAAAACAGCCGAAGAGCAAGAGGAAGCAGUGGACGAGGACAAAGCCGAUGAGAGCGAGGUGGAUCCCUUCGAGCUGCUGGACGAGACGAGCGAGGAUAAUGAAGAGGAGCAUCGCAUGUACCGCGAGUAUCUCGAUCUGACGAAGGAGAUCGAUUGCCAGAAUGCAAUUAUAAGCGAUCUGAAAGAGCGAACACGCGAUCUGUGUGAGAAUCCCUGCAAGACCUACAAGGAAAGGAACGAGAUAAAACAAUUGCUCAACUGCCUCGAUAAGGAGAAAAUCAAACUGAAUAUCAUGAUUAAUCGGGCUAUGCAACUGCAGAACUUUGGAUCGAAGAGGGCCUAUGGCGCUAUAGAGCUAGCCACAACCACUAUAGAGGAGAAUUUACUCCGCAGCGCCGUAAGUUGCUCAAAGACCAUCAAAUGUGCGUCAGCCAACAGCAAGCCAAAAACUGCGCAGGAAAUUUGCGAUGCCCUGGAUGAUUCGGACUCGGACUCCGAUGACGAUUGUUGUUGA
Messenger RNA from Drosophila arizonae, 576 nucleotides. RefSeq lists its product as uncharacterized. Lineage: Eukaryota; Metazoa; Arthropoda; Insecta; Diptera; Drosophilidae. The record is from RefSeq and is a predicted model, not a curated record.